UUAGUACACUGUAUUGCCAAAAGAGCAAAGAGUCCACCGUCCAGCCUCGCUGCUGAUGCCUGCUACCCGGAAACAUUAGGAGGGCCGGAAAGGACCGAUGUUUGGGGAGCACACGUCAUUCACUUUUUUUAACCCCCAAAUAAUUAUCGACCACCACCAUUCCAACCUUUUCCACCGGCUAAUAGUGUUUCUAAGCCCCAUUCUUUGCUUGAGUUGGAUGCGGAAGGACGACGGCAUUAUCGGUCUAUGAUUGAUUUCCGUGCAGAGGGAGACAGACAGGCGGGCAAACGGGUUGCCGGACUUGCAUUAGCCUUUUGGCUCGGCGUUGUUGAAAAUGGCUCUGGCUAAGCACUGGAACACGGCACGCAGCAAUGGAAACGAGCGCUAGCUGCUAGCCCGUGGCUAAUAGCUAGCUCGGCUCGAAGAAGAAGAAGGCGUGACAGGCCGCAUCCGUCUUUCACGUUCUCCACGACCAGCAGCAGCGGGAUUGAUGCUUUACCCGAAGAUGCGAAUCGGCCCAAACUACGAUAAAACAAAUCCCUCGCUCAUCACUCGGGGGAGCUCGUUGUGCAAAAGCUCCGUAGGAUCGAUUGGAGGAAACGGUAAGAAGUGAAGAGCGUCAGGGUCUUCUUGGCUGAAGACAGAUGAGGAUUCUCACUUAGAUCAAGGGAAAUGUCAAAGCAGUAACUCGCAAAGGAAGCAAGAGGAAGUCGAUUUGAGCCGCUUUGGUAGAAAUUAUUCGAGGCAAGUUUGAAAUUAGGCGGACCACUUUUUCUAUUUUUUUCUUUUUUUUUUUUUUUAAAUACUUGUGAGCUUCCCAGCUACUCCACUGCUUUUGGAAGUAAAUUGUGAGCAGUGGAUGAUCGCGGGUACCAAUUUUGUUCAGUCCAGAUAGGAAACUUUGAAGUGACUUUCAAGCGUCUCUGGAUAAAACCUUUUUGACAGAAGCGUCUUUAGGCUUUUUUUUUUUUUUUUUUGUCAUUGAUGUUCCUCCCCUUACUUCACGACUCUGUGUUGGGACUCUUGUUGCUGCUCUAAGCACUGGAGGUUUGACUUUGCACUCGGCCCCCCUCGCCCGCCCCCUCUCCCAUGUGAGUGGGGAAAUGUUCCAGUUUGGAAAAUACAAUUUGGACAUAAUCGAGAUGUUAAGUGGGCACCAGGCCCACCAGUUUAAAGGCCUUGGUUUAGACCGACAACUGCAGCAUCAGCAGCAAGUGCAACUCCACCAGCACCAACUCCAGCAGCAGCAGCAGCAGCAGCAGCAGCAAGCCGAGUCGUCUGGAGCUCUUCUGUCCGGACUUGGCUUGGGCCCCCUGCAGGGGUCAAGAGGUAACGCCUUUUCUGAUUCCGCCUCCAUUUUUGCCAAGAUGAGUGCCCCUCCUCCCCCGCCUUUACAACAGCAGCCCUCCUCGUCCCAGAGCUCUCGUUCAAAGUCCAGCAAGAUGAGCAGCAGCGGCGGCAGCGGCAGCGGCGGCUCAAGCCAUUCUUCAGGCUAUCCGCAGUUCCUGCGCUCUUUCCACCCGUCUGAGGCAGCAGUAGCGCAGGAGCCGUUGCACCCGAGCGCAGGCCGCUUUGAGCACUUUGCCGGAGGAAGUAGCAGCAGUGCGAGCGCCGGGGGAUUAGGAGGAUUAGUCACGUCCGCGCCUCCGCCCCCGCCUCCUCUGCAUCCCGGCCUCUCUGUCGCCCAAGCAUCGUCCGGCCCCUCCUCGUCCUCCCCUUCCCCUUCGACCUCGGCGGCCACCUCUAGCAGCAGUGCAGUCAGCUCCUUGGGACACCAGUUGGUGGGGGCCCAGUCCGAUGCACGCAGCCUCCACCAACAGUUUAGUUGCAUGCUAGCGGCUAAUCAGUACUUCCUGUCUGGGGUGCCCGCUAACGCUAGUUUAGAGCAGUUUCUCGUUCAACAGGGUAGCCAUAAUCAUUUAGGGAUCGGUUUAAGUCAGGCCGCCGGGGAAGCUAGCCUCGCUCCGCCCCCGGCGCUGCAUUCCUCUCACUCGCAUAGCCACUCGGCUUCGCCGUCGCAGCAGGUUCCGCCGCCGGCCGGCCAGCAGCAACAGCUUCCGCCUCACGCCCUUUCUCAUCCUCACUCUCACUCUCAUCCUCACCACCCGCUGCACCCCGGGUCCCAGCCCUCGUCGCUGGGCGGCUUUGACUUUCAAGGCAUCCCCGUGCUCUCCACCAAUCAGAUCGCUUCGCUGAUGCAGCAGGAAGGAGGUUUGCCGCUUCCCUUGCCGCUUCACCUGUCCUUGUCUAAGGAUGACGGUAAAGCGGAAAGCGCGGGCGGUGGAACCGGCGGCGGCGCUAGCGCGAGUAGCAGUAGGAGGAAGAAAGCGAUGGCCGGCUAUUUGCCCCAGAGAAAAUCGGAAAGCACGAGCAAUGGCCCCGGUAACCCGAGCGCGAGUGCUAGCAACGGAGCGCUUAGCCAUAGUCAGCCCCCGGCGUUAAUCGGAAGUGGGCUGGGCUUGUCCAAUCUGGGCGGAGACCCCUCAUCCCUGCUUGCUUCAUCAUCCUCAUCCGUAGUUUCUUCUUCCUCCUCCUCCUCCGCUCCCUCUUCCUCCGCCGCCUCGGUGCCGCUUACUAACGACUCUCUCCUUUCUAAAUCCGAUAACCUGGGCUCCAUACAAGCUCACCCCCCAGAGUCCGACCCCGAGUCGAUUUAUAGCUGCGGAGAGUGCGGCAAACGCUUCCCGCACCUCUCCAGCCUGCGCAGGCACAUGCGCAUGCACGAGCCCACCGCAGCCGGCACCAGCAAAUGCGCCGCGGCUUGCCCCAAUCCCGUGCACAUUAAAAGUCAGUGCCACCCCACCCCGCCUCAUUCGACCCGAGAAACCCCCCGGCCCGUGUCCAAUCGUUGCCCGAGCCCAGACAAAAUAUUUCAUUGCCCCGAUUGCGGGAAAGGCUUUAAGAAAAAAGGACACCUCCUGCAACACGGUGUCCUGCACUCCUCGGCCCGCCCGUACGGCUGCCCCACCUGCUCUCGGGCUUUUAAUCGUAGGGAGUCACUGACACGGCAUGAGAAGAUACAUGAGGAAAAGCCAUUCCGAUGUCCUGCCUGUGGUCGUGCCUUCCGCGAGAGCACCUCUCUACUCAACCACGCCGCCUCGGGCACCUGCGGCAAGCCGGGCAGGGGACCCAAACAACGAGGCGGCAAGCCGGCAAGCGAUGGCGAGGACGGGAUAGGGGGAGGUCGCGGAGGAGGGGGAACUUAUCCGAGCAAUAGGGGGGCGGUUUAUGGCAAAACGGAGGAGAAGGAGGAGGGUGGCGUUAGCGUUGUCGGGGAAGGAGAGCAAAAAUCAGGCGUGGGAUGUGAUCUGUUUCAGUCGGCGAGGGGGGGGGAUUCAAAUGACAGGGACAGAGGCGACGCGAAAUACCCCACUGACUACUCUCGGAAUCGUUACACAGGCUACCAUGAAGACCACCGUUCUCAAGGUAAUCCGUCUCCAUGCUACUCGGGCGCAUCCCCCUGCGGAAGCGGGAUGGCCGGCGGCCCGGCCCUGAGAAAGGCACCCCUGGCCCCGACCCUGCACCCGCACUCUCAGAGCCACAACCAGCACCAUCAUCCGCAGCAGCCGCAGCAGCAGCAGCAGCAGCAGCCCCCCCACCUGCCCCUCUCCUCCCUCCUGGAUGACUCGGAGGAUGAUGUCACUAGCUCCGUCAAUAACGCAAUCUCCGCCAUCACCGCGGCCACGGGAAAUCGAGACGACCGGGGCGACAUCAUAGGAGGUCUACUCGGGGGGCUCGGUCUGGGCCCCCUGGGCUCGCCGUCGACCUCCGGCAUGGACAAGAAUUUCCGAGGCGCCGCCGCCGCCGGCAACCAGGAGGCGUUGGCCAACGAUCCGCCCAAUCCCGCCGCCAAGCCCAAACGUCCCCGCAAGCCCCGAGCCAAGAAGGACCCGUCGGCCGACGGGCAGCCCCCCAAACGUAGGCAGUACACGCCCAGGAUGGGAACCGGCGGGCUCCCUCGCACUCACCUCUGCAGCGUCUGCGGCAAGGGUUUCGCGCGCCGCGAGACCCUUCGCCGGCACGACCGCAUACACACGGGAGAAAAGCCUCACCACUGCACGGUGUGCGGCAAGUAUUUCCGCGAGGCGUUCCACCUUAGCAAGCACCAAACGGUUCACUCCGGGGCGAAGAAUUACAAGUGCAGCAUCUGCGGGAAGGAGUUUGGCUACUCGCAGAGUCUCCGGCGGCACAGCAAGCUCCACCAGAAGGGGGAGAUGGAAGAGGUCCCCGCCACGCCGGCGGCGCCGGAGAACCUGAACAGCUUUAAUCCCAACCCUCAAUGCGCCGUGAGCCAAGACGGGGGCCAGAACCAAGUCGCGAGCACCUCCUCCUAUUACCCCUACCCUCAAGAUGUCAAGCCUCACGAUUCGCAGCCCCCGGCUCGCCUCUACACCUGCGCCAUCUGCUGGAAGUCCUUCCGCCACCACUUCCACCUGACCGCUCAUCACCAGACGGUUCACGAGGGAGGGGGCGAAAAGCAUUUCUGCUGCGAGGUAUGCGGGAAGGCCUUCGCUUACUCCAACAGCCUGACCCGACACCGGCAGUCGCAGCACGGAAUCACCCGCGGGGAGCCGCCGAAUCCUCAAGAUGGCGGCGGAGGAGGCGGCGCAGGCAGCGGCUCCUCUGCGGACAACAGGGGGGGGAGCGACGUGAACCAGUCGGCGUCGGAGAGCGAGGCCGCCACCAACGCCCUGCUGCAGAUGGCCCCGGCCGUCGACGGCCACGGGCCUCCGAGUCUGAACGUUGUCGCUCACGGCCACCCGCAGGUGGCGCCGCCGCCGCAGCAGCCGCCGGCCGGCUAUUCGCCUCUCUUUUAUGACGCCGCGGCGGCCCAGUCGUCGUCCUCCGCCGCCCAGUCCUACUCGCAGCCCCUGCCCCCCAAUUCCACCGUCAUGCCGCCCCACCACCCGCACUCCCCCGCCGGGGUGAAAGGCGAGCACAUCUACCCGGCCGGAUCCCGCAGCCGCACCCUCCACACCACGGCCCCGUUCCAGCCCCUCACGGAACUGCCCUCCGCCGAACAUCACCAUCUGCAUCAUCAUCAUCAUCACCACCCCCACCUUCAUCCUCCUCAUCAUCAGUCGGGCGUCCAGCCCCAGCAACAGCUCGACUGCAGCCACCCGUCGCCGCACGAUGAGAUCAGACGACGCAAGAAGAAAAAAAAAAAGUCCGAUAGGAGAGAGCGGCAGGGAGCGACUCGGUACCAAUCCCAAGACUUAGUCCGAUUCGACGGCGGCCACAAGAAGAGAAAGAUAAGUUGCACGGUCAGGGGGCGGCCGGACAAAAAACAAGGCUCGCUUCGCUUGACGAUUAGGCGGGGAGAAGGAUCUGGCGGCGGCGGGUAUAAACUUGUCCACAGCGGGGGUGUCAAGGUUCAGGUCCUGUCGUCCUUAAAAGUUCCCGUGAAGCGUUUUGGCUGUCCUAUAUGCCCCGGUUCGGUGUUUUCCCGCAAAGCGGGGCUGCUCGUCCACAUGGCAAUUAGACACCCGCAAAAAGCCCAAAGCACUCGAGAGCGACUUCGCUGCGCCGUAUGCGGCAAGCAGUCUCGGAGACCCCUGGCGGCUUUCGUCCAUCGGGCUUCUCAUCGCGCCACGGGGACCUUCUCCUGCCGGUGCUGCCCGGCUCGCUUCUGGAACGCCGUCCUCCUCCGAAGGCACGAAGGAUCCUGCGGCCGAGGGAGCGCGGCGAGGCCGCCGACGCUCUUAAAGAGACAGCCCCGAGAUGGUGCUCAGGGUGACACGCCGUACCACCCGCUCGGAUCCACGUACAGAUACUGAGCCCCCCCACCCCCCCCGAUGACAAAAAAGGGACUAGGAUUGACACUCUGCUGAGUCGAGAACCGAGUGUGGUCACAACUACUGUAAAAGCAUCCAAUGAAAUCACCCGAAAUGCUUCCAGAUUCUUUUGGAAUGUCUUUCAAAAAAAAAAAAUGUGACUGUUUCCAUAGGAUCACUAACCCCUUAAGUGCAUUGACACUACGCUCGGCAGACACUGUGCGGUCACACGGCAACUUUAGAUAACCUUCCCUGCACACGUAUCGCUCCUCCUAACCCGCACAGCUUUAUUAUUAUUAUUUUUAUUUUUAUUUUUUUUUGCUCUAUGAUAAACUGUGUCUCUGCUGUGUACUUUGUAUGGUUCAUGUAGCACCUCCUGAGGAUUUUUAUUUGACAUUUUAACAUGUAAAGUGCUUUUUUAAUUAGGAACUAGGGACUUUGGGAUGAAGACAUUUGUCGAUAGUCUUGUCAGUUGCAUGUUUGUUCUCCGGUCGAGUUUUUUGCUGAGAUGAUAUGUGAUGGCUUAUUCAAGUAUAUCCCGGAAGUUUGUAGUGUCAAUUUGAUAUACACCCCUAGUGAUUAUAAUCACAUAUAGAUAAAAACAUGUUGGUGGUAAUUAGUAUCGAGGGUCUCUCGCUCACUCACCCCGCCCCUGCCAAAGUGAAGAAACGUACAAAAAGCCUUGCUUUUUACGUUGGCUUCAUUGAUUUGCAUUUUUCUUUUGUUCCUUAGCUUUUAUACCAAGGGAUAGAGCGCAAGGUACAGUAAACAAACUAUAACGCGUUUGUCUCGUGUUAUUUGUAUGCUCUUUUUUAGCAGUGACUCUUUCUACCAGUGCUUCACUUUGUGUUUAAGACAAGGACCUAUUCUCGGAAGAGCAAAACGUACUCUUCCGCAUAUUUAUGUACGUAACCGUAUUCAUACCAAUCGUAGGCUGACCCCCCGCAACCUUUUAGUGUGUGCUGAGUCGCAAUCAUCAUCUGACCGUCGUGCUUUUUAUUUUCUUCUAAAAAAUGUUCAUUUCCUCACAUGAAAUUUCCAUGUCUGUUUCAUGCCUUUUUUUUUUCUUCUAAAGAAAAAAUCUAUAGUUUUAGUAGAUUUCUAUCACUUUAUUUACUGAAAAGCCAGUAGUUGAUUAUAUUUGAAAUGAAUAAACCUUGUGUGUAAUAAA
Messenger RNA from Hippocampus zosterae (dwarf seahorse), 6945 nucleotides. RefSeq lists its product as uncharacterized. The coding region runs from base 1104 to 5777 and encodes 1557 amino acids. The record is from RefSeq and is a predicted model, not a curated record. Gene Ontology annotation, cellular component: nucleus. The transcript is spliced from 3 exons. NCBI's taxonomy places the organism in Eukaryota, Metazoa, Chordata, Actinopteri, Syngnathiformes, Syngnathidae. Gene Ontology annotation, biological process: regulation of transcription by RNA polymerase II. Gene Ontology annotation, molecular function: RNA polymerase II cis-regulatory region sequence-specific DNA binding; DNA-binding transcription activator activity, RNA polymerase II-specific.